This is a messenger RNA of Penicillium argentinense, 945 nucleotides long. RefSeq names its product putative S-adenosylmethionine-dependent methyltransferase. NCBI's taxonomy places the organism in Eukaryota, Fungi, Ascomycota, Eurotiomycetes, Eurotiales, Aspergillaceae. Gene Ontology annotation, molecular function: S-adenosylmethionine-dependent methyltransferase activity. The record is from RefSeq and is a predicted model, not a curated record. The coding region runs from base 1 to 945 and encodes 314 amino acids. The transcript has a single exon.
AUGUCCGGGUCUUUUUCCACUCCGACUCUGUCAACAGAGAAGACGUUCACUUUCUACAGCCAGGAGCAAGGCAAUGCUUAUGCCCAAGCCCGUCCAGACUAUCACCCCACGCUGUAUCAGACAAUCAUCGACCACCACCUGGACAGCAACGGCCAACUCGAGACCAUCCUUGAUGUCGGGUGUGGUCCUGGCAAUGUCGUCCGAGCACUAAGCUCGCAUUUCAACUACGCCAUCGGCCUGGAUCCCUCUGAAGGCAUGCUAACCACGGCUCGCUCACUCGGCGGUACUACCUCUGCAUCUGGACUUAUUCGCUACGAAGUUUCCACGGCCGAAGACCUCGGAACAACCCUCCCACAACCAAUUCUAGAUGAAAGUGUCGAUCUCAUAACCGCAGCUAAUGCUGCGCAUUGGUUCGACAUGUCUCUGUUUUGGGCGAGUGCCGCCCGCGUGCUGAAACCUGGAGGCAGUGUUGCGCUGUGGACUAGUGGAAGAAAUCGCAUUCAUUCCUCGGUGCCAAAUGCUGCCGCGAUGCAGAGCGCCCUAGAUGAGAUUGAAGAGAGACAUCUCAGACCGUUCUUCGAGCCGGGAAAUCUACUCACACGCUCGCGUUAUGUAGACCUUCCACUUCCGUGGGCCUUGGAGCAGCCCAUUCCUGAGUUUGAUGAGAGUGCUUUCUUCCGCAAGGAUUGGGAUGUCGCUGAGGACUUUUUUGCUUUCCAGCCCGAGGUCAAUAUGGAUGUGUUCGAGAAGAUUACGUCGACCGCUAGUCCAGUGACUCGUUGGCGAGAGGCUCAUCCGGAUGCUGUUGGUACUGAAAAGGAUGUCGUGAGGAUGCUCCGUAGGGUUAUUGAACGUCACUUGCAUGAGGCUGGAGUUGAGAAGGGAAAGGAGAAGGUCAAGGGUGCAAUUCAUGGUGUGAUAUUGAUUGUGAAAAAGAAGAUAUAG